This is a messenger RNA of Aspergillus homomorphus CBS 101889, 1077 nucleotides long. RefSeq names its product Kelch repeat protein. Gene Ontology annotation, molecular function: protein binding. NCBI's taxonomy places the organism in Eukaryota, Fungi, Ascomycota, Eurotiomycetes, Eurotiales, Aspergillaceae. The record is from RefSeq and is a predicted model, not a curated record. The coding region runs from base 58 to 1077 and encodes 339 amino acids. The transcript is spliced from 2 exons.
CGUCAACCUGCACGCCUUCCCUUCAAUCACACCUUCUAUCUUCAGCAUACGAUCACGAUGGUACUCGCUGUCUGGACCAAACUCCUGUCCGAUACCUCUCUCAAGAGGUCAUCGCAGACCCUGACCGUCCUGGGCAACAACGCCUACAUCUACGGCGGCGAGCUCCGGCCGCGCGAACCGGUCGACUCAACUGUCUACCAUCUCGCUCUCAACCCCACUACACCCGCAAACCCAACAAUCGCAGCCGCAACCGCGAUCGCAAGCCCCUCCACGACACCCCAACCCCGCGUCGGAUCCGCAUCCACAACCCUAGCCGGCAAGAUCUACAUCUUCUCCGGCCGCGGAGGCAUUGCCUUGGAGCCCAUCGAAGAGUCCGGAGCAUUCUGGGUCUUCGACCCAACCAACAACACCUGGACCCAACUCUGCCCGGCAAACCCUGAAUCACCCUUCCCGGCUGGCCGAAGCUACCACACUCUCACCAACAACGGCACGGACACGAUCUACCUGCACGCGGGGUGUCCGCCGACCGGCCGGCUGCGUGAUUUGUGGGCCUUCGACAUCGCCACCCGGCAAUGGCGCGAGUGCGCCCCCGCCCCGCCCCCGGAACGCGGCGGUGCGUCAAUCGCCUACGCAGAGGGGAAGGUGUACCGGAUGAACGGGUUCGAUGGCACGAGGGAGCAAGGCGGUGCGAUGGACGUGUAUGAUCCCGUCGCGGAUGCGUGGAGCACCGUUAGUUAUUCGGCGGAUGGAAUGUCCGGACCUACUCCCAGGAGUGUGGGGUGUCUUCUUGCGGUGAAAGUGGCGGGGAGACCGUGUUUGGUGACCGUGUUCGGAGAGCAUGAUCCGAGCAGUUUGGGCCACCAGGGGGCCGGGAAGAUGCUGGGCGAUAUGUGGGUUUUUGAUAUUGAGUUGCAGCGGUGGGCGCAGGUUGAGGUCGAAGGUGAGUCGCCUGCGCCACGGGGUUGGUUCGAUGCCGAUGUUGUUGUCUCGGGGGAGGGACGAUCGAGUAUCGUGGUUCAUGGAGGACUGUCGGAGUCGAACGAGCGGCUGGAUGAUGUCUGGCGCUUGGAGUUCUGA